Peromyscus leucopus (white-footed mouse) is the source of this 2619-nucleotide messenger RNA. It is a transcript of the gene Sufu, whose product is annotated as SUFU negative regulator of hedgehog signaling. Gene Ontology annotation, molecular function: transcription factor binding. The transcript has 13 exons. Lineage: Eukaryota; Metazoa; Chordata; Mammalia; Rodentia; Cricetidae. Gene Ontology annotation, cellular component: cytoplasm; nucleus. The coding region runs from base 202 to 1701 and encodes 499 amino acids. The record is from RefSeq and is a predicted model, not a curated record.
CCCGCGGUCCCGCAGCACCCUCUGGCCGACUCCGCGAAGGCUAGGGCUUGGACGGACGGCGCACCGUGCGCAGGCGCGGAGUUAGACCUCGCCGUAGCCCCCGUCGCCCCGGGGAGUCUCAUCCACAGUGGGUCCGCCGGCCCAUCGGGGCGCUUUCCCUCCUCUACCCUCCCGGGUUCCCCGCGCGCCCCACGCGCCCCGAUGGCGGAGCUGCGGCCUAGCGUCGCCCCCGGCCCCGCCGCGCCCCCGGCCCCCGGCCCUAGUGCCCCUCCGGCCUUUGCCUCACUCUUUCCCCCGGGACUGCACGCCAUCUACGGAGAGUGCCGCCGCCUUUACCCUGACCAGCCGAACCCGCUCCAGGUCACCGCUAUCGUCAAGUACUGGUUGGGUGGUCCAGACCCCUUGGAUUAUGUUAGCAUGUACAGGAAUAUGGGGAGUCCUUCCGCCAACAUCCCUGAGCACUGGCACUACAUCAGCUUCGGCCUGAGCGACCUCUAUGGUGACAGCAGAGUCCAUGAGUUUACAGGAACAGAUGGACCGAGUGGCUUUGGCUUUGAAUUGACAUUUCGUCUGAAGAGAGAAACUGGGGAGUCUGCCCCACCAACAUGGCCAGCGGAGCUGAUGCAAGGCCUGGCGCGAUACGUCUUCCAGUCAGGGCCAUGUCAGCCUUACAGUUGCAGAAGACAACAUGGAGAAGAGAACACCUUCUGCAGCGGGGACCACGUGUCUUGGCACAGCCCCUUGGAUAACAGUGAGUCAAGAAUCCAGCACAUGCUGCUGACCGAGGACCCCCAGAUGCAGCCUGUACAGACCCCGUUUGGGGUGGUGACCUUCCUCCAGAUUGUCGGGGUCUGCACUGAGGAGCUGCACUCGGCCCAACAGUGGAACGGGCAGGGCAUCCUGGAGCUGCUGAGAACAGUGCCUGUGGCUGGUGGUCCCUGGCUGAUAACUGACAUGCGGAGGGGAGAAACCAUAUUUGAGAUCGAUCCACACCUGCAACAGGAGAGAGUUGACAAAGGCAUCGAGACUGACGGAUCUAACCUGAGCGGUGUCAGUGCCAAGUGUGCCUGGGACGACCUGAGCCGACCUCCCGAGGACGAUGAGGAUAGCCGGAGCAUCUGCAUUGGCACGCAGCCCCGGAGGCUCUCUGGCAAAGACACAGAGCAGAUCCGGGAGACCCUGAGGCGAGGACUGGAGAUCAACAGCAAACCUGUCCUUCCACCAAUCAACACUCAGCGACAGAACGGCCUCACCCACGACCGGCCUCCGAGCCGCAAAGACAGCUUGGAGAGUGACAGUUCCACGGCCCUUGUCCCCCACGAGCUGAUCCGCACUCGGCAGCUGGAGAGCGUCCAUCUGAAAUUUAACCAGGAGUCAGGGGCCCUCAUUCCCCUCUGCCUCAGGGGCAGACUCCUGCAUGGCCGGCACUUCACCUAUAAGAGUAUCACAGGUGACAUGGCCAUCACCUUCGUGUCCACGGGAGUGGAAGGCGCCUUUGCCACUGAGGAGCACCCUUACGCAGCUCAUGGACCCUGGUUACAGAUUCUGUUGACGGAAGAGUUUGUAGAGAAAAUGUUGGAAGACUUGGAGGAUCUGACUUCUCCAGAGGAAUUUAAACUGCCCAGAGAGUACAGCUGGCCCGAAAAGAAGCUCAAAGUCUCCAUCCUCCCUGAUGUGGUGUUCGACAGUCCGCUGCACUAGCCUGGGCUAGGCCCUGCAGGGGCCAGGAGGGGCUCAGCGCCCCCCAGUGACUUCAGUGGGACAGCUGUGUAAAGGACGAGUGUGAGGAGGACCGCCGAGCGCUGCACCCGCCCCAGGCCCCACCUCACCUCCAGCUCAGGGGCCUCACUCCCAGCUGCCAAGCCCACGUGACCGGCCUCUGUCCUACACGCCAGUGGGUGAGUGAGGCUGCACCUGCAAACCUCCCCACCCACCUGCUGCUGCCGCCGCAGGUUCAACUGAUGUGCUCCGAGGAAGAGACAGCCGUGCCAGACGGCCAGGUGUGCCGGGCACACACGCGGACGCACUGCCCAGUUCAACCCCAGCAGCCUUUGCGAACGCAGUCAGGCUGCUCCAGCCUGUGGAACGAUUGCUCCCGUCACGGUUGUUGUUCCUUCCUUAGUUUGUUGUGGAAACCCGACGGUCUUUUUACUGCUCAGCAAAGAUGGUCCAGAAGCCAUGUCUAUAGUGGAUUUUAAACAGGACUUUAUUUAGAUGAACUUUGUCAUUCUCUUAGACGGGGGUCUGGGGGCUCUGCCUCCCCCACACCCUCUGCCCAAGAAGGUGCCUGGUGCUGUCUGUCAGCUCUGAGCCCUGGAGGAGCCUGAGCUAGGGAACAGCCUGGGGGCCAGAUAUGCUAUGGCCUAGAUGGGUGCCACUGCCUUCCAAAUGAACUAGGCUUCCACGAGGCUCUGAGGACAGUAGGCACUCAAGGACAUGGUGGCCCCAGCUUUGUCUUCCAGCCCUUUCUGCCCAACCAGGCCUGCCAAGGAGAGGGUAAAGCCCACUGCCCCUCAUCCUGCUCCUCAGGGCCUCCAGCGCUUUGAUUUCCCCCGUCCCCUGGAUUCGCAGCCCCGCUGGGCUGUAAGGACUUUAGCUUAUUAAAAACUGAACCGUCAA